Sceloporus undulatus (fence lizard) is the source of this 748-nucleotide messenger RNA. Its product is annotated as histone H1.2-like. Bases 33 to 644 code for a protein of 203 amino acids. Lineage: Eukaryota; Metazoa; Chordata; Lepidosauria; Squamata; Phrynosomatidae. Gene Ontology annotation, biological process: negative regulation of DNA recombination; chromosome condensation; nucleosome assembly. The record is from RefSeq and is a predicted model, not a curated record. Gene Ontology annotation, cellular component: nucleus; nucleosome. The transcript has a single exon. Gene Ontology annotation, molecular function: structural constituent of chromatin; nucleosomal DNA binding; double-stranded DNA binding.
GCUAGCGAAGAGAGAGCAUCGCCAAGAAGAAGAUGGCAGAAGUAGCGCCCGCCGCCGCCGCUGAUGUUUCAGCCGCUCCUGCUUCGAAGGCUCCCGCGAAGAAGGCAGCCGCUGCAAAGGCUCGCAAGGCCUCCGGCCCCAGCGUCACGGAGCUUUUGACUCAAGCAGUCUCGGCUUCCAAGGAGCGCGGCGGAGUCUCCUUAGCCGCCCUCAAGAAGUCCCUAGCUGCCGCCGGUUACGACGUGGAGAAGAACAACAGCCGCAUCAAGCUGGGCCUGAAGAGCCUGGUGACCAAAGGGACGCUGGUGCAGACCAAGGGCACCGGCGCCUCGGGCUCCUUCAAGCUCAACAAGAGCAAGGCUGAAGGGAAAGAGAAGCCCGCCAAGAAGAAGCCCGCCGCCGCUUCCAAAGUGAAGAAGCCCGCCGCCAAGAAGGUCAGGAAGCCCAUCACAGCCAAGAAGCCUGCCAAAAAGGUGGCCAAGAAGCCCGCUUCGGCCAAGAAAGCGGCGGCGGCCAAGAGCCCCAAGAAGUCCAAAGUGACUAAGCCCAAGAAGACUAUCAAGAGCCCCGCCAAAGCAGUGAAGCCCAAAGCGAAGGCCAAGCCCAAGGCUUCCAAGUCCAAGGUCGCCCCUAAAAAGAAGUGAGCGCUUUAAGCCCAAGACGGAGGAGGAGGAGGCUCGUCCUUUACCACAACGGCUCUUUUAAGAGCCACCCAAAUGCUCGAUAUAAAAGAUGAAAUCACUUGGCA